Messenger RNA from Alternaria conjuncta, 639 nucleotides. RefSeq lists its product as uncharacterized. The transcript has a single exon. Lineage: Eukaryota; Fungi; Ascomycota; Dothideomycetes; Pleosporales; Pleosporaceae. The record is from RefSeq and is a predicted model, not a curated record. Bases 1 to 639 code for a protein of 212 amino acids.
AUGUCUACCUAUACAGGCGCCGUGAACAUGUCGGGUACAGACGCAAGCAUCAUCGCGGACCUCAUCCAGCAGCUUGCCGAUACGAAUCUGGAGCUCAGUGAAGAGAGGGAUGAGAAAGAGAAGUUCAAACGCAAGUACCACGAUGCGAAGGAUGAGAUCAAGGAAUUGAAGGAGAGGGAGAUUGACGAGGGCGACUCGUACGCCAUUAACGUCCCGUCUGGCUACGGCGAGAAGGUCCAGGACAACGGCGUUGACGGCGAUGAAUACCACGCCAUGAUCCAAGCGCUGGAAAAGGCAGAGGAGGAAAAGAAGGAGAAGAAUAGGGCUUUAUUUGGCCUCGUGGUAGCUCAGAUGGAUGUCGCCAACGAGCGCCACAGGGUUGCUGUCAGGGAUGACAUCAUCGACGAGAAGAACCGCAUCAUUGCCGAGAAGGAUCGCAGGAUUGAGGUGGUGACAGGAGAGCGAGAUAGUGCCACGGCCACUAUGUUCCGAGAGCGGGCCGCUCAUAUCAAGGCCAAGGAUGGUGUCUCAUCAGGCAGGGUCACCAAGAACAAGAGCAAGACCACUCGUCUUCCGGAUGUCGUUGCCGACAACAUGUCCUUGACGCUGCGACAAAAGAAGAAGGAUAGUAGUCUUUGA